This is a messenger RNA of Pangasianodon hypophthalmus (striped catfish), 3293 nucleotides long. It is a transcript of the gene drgx, whose product is annotated as dorsal root ganglia homeobox. Lineage: Eukaryota; Metazoa; Chordata; Actinopteri; Siluriformes; Pangasiidae. The transcript is spliced from 7 exons. The record is from RefSeq and is a predicted model, not a curated record. Gene Ontology annotation, biological process: regulation of transcription by RNA polymerase II. Gene Ontology annotation, molecular function: DNA-binding transcription factor activity, RNA polymerase II-specific; RNA polymerase II transcription regulatory region sequence-specific DNA binding. The coding region runs from base 345 to 1217 and encodes 290 amino acids.
GCAGAAGUCAGAGCGAGACAUAAUCAGGUUAAGUCCGAUUACGCGUGAGAUUAUAAAGGCGAGUCGGUGAAAGCAUACACAUUCCGCGGACUGCUGUAAAGACACGUGGCCACUUCAUCCUGAUGUCCAAUAGCGAGCUGGGCGAGUGAGUAGUUCAGAGAGAGAGAGAGAGAGAGAGAGAGAGAGAGAAAGAGUGGGAGUGGAAGUGGUGGAUAUCUGAAGCUGAACAGGAGGAACUCGUAUUCUCCCACAGACUCUUCUUCACUGCUCCGAUCGCAGCACAACUCCUACUGCAGCUCUUGGAUUAUUCUGUGGCUGGAUUUCUUCGAGCUCAGUGAAGCAGGAUGUUUUACUUCCACUGUCCCCCACAGCUGGAUGGGGAGUGCUGCAGAACUAAUACCUUGAACUCAAACGGGUUUGGGAGCCAUGCCUCUGGAGACUUCGAUGAUGGUUUUCUCAGAAGGAAACAACGCAGAAACAGAACAACCUUCACUUUACAACAGUUAGAAGCACUGGAAGCAGUGUUUGCCCAGACUCACUAUCCGGACGUGUUCACAAGAGAAGAACUGGCCAUGAAGAUUAAUCUGACAGAAGCCCGUGUCCAGGUGUGGUUUCAGAACCGAAGAGCAAAGUGGAGAAAAACAGAGAGAGGCAGCUCGGAUCAGGAGGGCACAAAGGAACAAAUGAGUGAAGGAACUCCUUCUGCUAGAAACCUCAACCAGUCUCCUGUGGAUCAAAGCAGAAACAAAAAAGAACCUCUGGAAGCACAACAAAAUGUUAACAGAGCGGUUGGUGCUGGAGGGCCCUUUUUCCCAUCCUGUUUGCCUGGGACUCUUCUCAACACUGCGACUUACGCCCAGGCUUUGUCACAAGUGGCAACUUUAAAAGCAGGAAGCCCCCUGUGCUCUUGCUGCGUGCCUGACCCUAUGGGCCUCUCCUUCCUACCUCCCUAUGGGUGCCAGAGUAACCGGACAGCCAGCGUGGCAGCUCUGCGCAUGAAGGCCAGGGAACACUCUGAGGCUCUGCUGCAGUCAGCCAACCUACUUGGGGCCGUGCCAGGGCCAGGGGCCAGAGUUUCUGUUGGUCUCGGUCAAAGCACCAAUGCAGCGGGUGGGGAAGACUCCAGUCCUGCUUCUGGUUCUGCAAAGCUACCAACCCAGGGAACUACCCCUGAAAAGCAGCUGCAUUGCCCAAAGGAGAACCCGGAUAAGAAAUAAGGGAGGCAUUUUUGUCUACACAGCACGUUUUCUCCUCCUGGACAUAAGGAAUUACAAUCUCAUAAUGAAUGCCUGCUGCCCCUUUCCUCACAUGCCGUCAAAACAACAGGGCAAGGUGUUCAGUGUUAUUUACUAUUGUAUUAUAAUUUGAAUGUGGGUGCAUCAAGCUAUUUAUUCAAUUGUUGUUUAUCUAUCAUCGUUACAUUUUGCCUAUUAUUAUGAAUGAUAUAUUGCCUAUAUACCUUUGGCACUGUAAAUGGUUUUAAUGGUGGAGAGACUGUUGGAUGAAUUUACCCUGGCUGCCAAUGUGAAUUCAUAUAUUUUUCCAGCCACUUUGAUGUAGGACUUAUACUGCCUUGUAUACUGUAAAGUCAGGUGAUGUAAAAAAUUGCAUUGUGUGAAGGACAAUUUUUUUUCUAAAAUGUAAAAAAAAAAAUUAUAUAUAUAUACCGUGCGCUAAUAUAAAUGGCCUAAUGUGAAAUAAUAUGCAAGUGUAUAUCUAUUGUGUUUUCUUGAUCUGGUAAAAGCAAUUUCGUCUCACUGGUCAUGGGAUGUGACACUCUUGUUGUCAUCACAUCUGCAAGGCAAUGACAGACUGUGAGUGUUCUCACUCUGGUCCUGUUUUGACAUGCUCUUUAAAACAAUUAAACAUGUAGACAUUAAUGUACGUCUUCUGUUGCCUAUUGCACACACCAUCUGGCUGUUAUCAAUUAUUAAUUAACUUCCUUGUAUACGAAAGGUAGAGCUGAAAAACGGAAGCAAGGGUUGGUCUUAUUAUUUAUUUAGUUUCGCUAAACCACUGACUCUUUCACAUUUGAUGCAUAGACUCUUUACUGAGGCUAAGUAGAAGCUUAUUGUGAUGGCGUAAUGCACAGGCUUUACUGUUCAUGAGGUGCCUUUCAUGCUGUGAGACCAUCAGUAUACUUUCAGUUGAAGCUGGUUAUACAUACAAAUAUUUUAAUCAGCUAUUUCUGACACUAAGAAUAUACACUACAGGCUGGUAGCAAGCAAGUGAUUCUUUUUCCAAAACAUAUAUUAGUUAGGAAAAACUAAAUAAACAGAGACAAUGUUUUUUUUUUUUCUAAAGUAAUCCUUUAUCUUGUAGUAAUUUACUCAUCAUCAUAUUUGUUGAUAACACUCUCUUGCAUUGACCAUUGUUGUCUAUAAGAAACUCUUAACACAUCUGUUUGAAUUAGUCAAGUGUUCAGAUGCAUCUGAAUGUCUGAAUCAGAUGUAUAUUAUUAGGUUUACUAUUUAAAAAAAACUAAAUUUUUGGUAUAGUUGUCCACUGUUGGAGGUCCCAUGAUGUUUAACUGGCUCUAUGUUUAGUCAUUAUAACUUCAUUUUAAGUCCAAAAUUUUGGCCUAUAGUGUAUAUGCAGUUAUGCUGGGCUAUAGAUAUUUUCUAGAUAUGAAAGAGUGACAAAGAAAUAUAGUUUAAAUGCAGUUAUUGGUGUAGUGUUAAGGACAAUAAGACAGACACUGUAUCCCAUUGUGGUCUUUUGAAAAGUGUAAUUGAAUUUGGGUAGUUCUCUUUCUCUUGAGUUGGGUAGUUCACUGGUAUGUUUCCAAAAUAGAGAUCAAUUUUAGCAUUCAAAGUCACAAUACUGCGAGAGUCAGAGUGCGUGAAUUGUUACAAAAAGUAAAAUUAGUAUGUUACUCAUUUGUGCAAUCCUUUCAAAUAGUAUCAGUUAUCAUCAGUUAUCAUAGUAUCAGUAGACAAUCAUCAUUUUCUUCACUGACUUCCAUUGAAAAUCACUAAUUAAGGGUCAGACACGUGAAUGUACAACACUUAAUAGGACUGCAUCUGAAAAGGACUUAAACUGAUUAAAUUCAUGUCCUUGAGGAUUUUCAGGAAAUUACUUUUGAUAGUCAAUAACGCAAUUAAGUAAACUACACACACAUUAGCAUGAAUAAUUGAUAUGGAAUUAUGUAUCAUCACAAAGUACUGUCUUAAUAAUUCAUGACGCAACACCCUACUGACAUGGCAGAGCUCGAUAAUGUCAGAAGAGCUGUGUGCUGCCAGAGCAUGCUUGUGUUUCUCUAAAAUGUAUAUUAAAGUGAAUUUGUGUGCUCA